CACCAGUCGGACAGAAAGUAAGUGUUGUAGGUACUACAACAACAAUAACACAUUGCGAAUAUCGCGAUAACCGCACCAGCUGUGAUAACCGACUCUCGUCUGCCACUCCAUCGUAAUAAUUAUUUUAUUUAUUUUUCGUAUUAUUUGUUUUUCGUUUAUUUGUGUUAUUACGCUAUAAUUAUAUUGCCGAUUGUAAUAAUCGAAAUUUUACGUCGCAACGUUGUUGACGAUAAUAGGUAUACUCGGUUUUUUUCAAUGAUUUCGUCGCGAAUACGUCGAUAAGGUACGAUCGUGCCCGACCACUGACAGAUUUUAUUUCUCGCUGUCUUCGGUCCCGGUCCAUCGUCGUCGCCACAACUAGUAGGUACUUGAAACUCAUGCUCGAUAAUAAUAAAUUACUAGUAAUGACUACCGUCGCAUCUUAGCCGUUUACCUAUCGUUAUUAAAUCGUUUUUUCGGACUGGUUAAAACAAUAUUAAAUUAACGACGAUGAACAGUCACUGGCCGAUGUGCGAUUUUCCGCCCAUGACAGCAAAAAUGUGUGAAAUGUUCGGUGAAGCGGCUUCCGCCGCUGCUUGAUCGCAGAAUCAUGACAGUGUCAAAAUAUGGACCACGCAGGACCACUGUCGCCAACCACCGCCUCCAACGCGACACUGUCGGUGGACAGUUCCAAGGGUCGUCUGGUGGUCGAUCGGAUAGACUCCAUCAGGAACCUGUUCGGGUGUGAGCUGCGGAUCGUCCGCGGUGGUAGUGAUACGUCCGCGGCGGUGGUUUUUGCCGUCACCAAGUUGGACGAAUACGAUGGCAAGGCACCGGACGAUCAUUUGAUCGAUCGGUUAAAGUGUUACGUGGACUCGUUGGACGAACUGCAGCUGCAGACACUGGAUGAGUGCAGCAAUGACGAUUCGAGUUAUGACUCGGACUUUGGCGGCGACGAUGACACUAGCAGCAGUCAGCACUUUGGUGGCCAUCACGACAUCAGCCGUACCACGUCGGAUACGCUCGGUGCCGAGUACGCGGAUUACGUGAGCGCGGCCGCGUAUAAAUCGAGAGUGGACUUUGCGCUUAAGCUCGGUUACACCGAACGUUUGGUGCAGACAGCAAUCAGCAAGCUGGGCCCGGAACCCACGCAAGAUCAACUGUUAGCAGAAUUGAUCAAGCUCGGUGCGCAAUGUGGUCACAAAUUGCACUGCGAGUCGGACGGCGAAGAAGCUCAGUCAAAUAACUCUAACGACUCGCUACUCAGUCCUCAACCGCCUAAACUUCGGCAUGUCGUCAUCGAUGGCAGCAACGUCGCUAUGAGCCACGGAAACAAAGAGACGUUCUCGUGUCGAGGCAUCAAAAUCUGCGUCGAUUGGUUCCGGAUGAGAGGUCAUACAGACAUCACGGUGUUUGUGCCAAAGUGGCGAAAAGAAGCUUCGAGGCCCGACAAUAGGAGGAUUAUCGACCAAGAUAUCCUGACGGAAUUGGAACGCGCCAGGAUGUUGGUUUUCACCCCUUCCAGAGAGAUCGGCGGUAAGCGCAUGGUGUGCUACGACGAUCGGUACAUUCUGCGGUUGGCCUCGGAACUCGACGGCGUCGUCGUAUCGAACGACAACUAUCGAGAUCUGGCCAACGAGAGUCCGGCGUUCCGUUCGGUCGUCCAAAACAACAUACUCAUGUAUUCUUUCGUCAACGACAGGUUCAUGCCGCCGGACGAUCCGCUGGGCCGUUCGGGUCCCACCCUCGACGUGUUUCUCCGGAGCAAAGCGCCGGGCGUCGGUCUGACGGCCGUCAGCUCGGAGACCUGUCCGUACGGCAAAAAGUGCACGUACGGCAACAAGUGCAAGUUCAGCCACCCCGAGCGCGGUCUGCAGCCCGUCAAGUCCGUCACCGAGCGGCUGAUGGAGCACGCCCAGCGACAGGGCUCGGCCGGUGGCCGACAGAUCAAGGGCAAGUCGGUCAGUCUGCCGCUGCAGCAGUCCGGCUCCGGCAACAACCAGCAGAAGAAGCCGCUGACCCGGACCAUGUCCAACGUCCCGCCGCCGACGACCGGCACCGCCCACCCGACGACCCAUCACCACCCACAUUGGAUGGGCGGCGGCGGCGGAGCGUGGACGACGACUCCGCCGCCGAGCGGCUCGAACAGCGCGGCGGUGCAGUACUGCGGCAGGGCCAAUCCCGCGGAGUCGUCCGAUCCCGAGCCGGACUGCGGCGGCAACUUACAUCACAAGUUGCAGCGGCAACUGACGCUGAACCCGACCUACGACCCGCGGCUGGUGCACCUGCGGCAGAGCCAGCACUGCAACGUGACGCGAAUAGCGUCCGCUCCGCCCGUGCCCGUUCAGCACCACCAGCCGCCGAUGAACUUGCCGCCGCACACGGUGGCGGCCAGCUGUUCGGACCCGCAGAUAUUUCCCGGGUACCACGAGGCCAGGCAAAAGCUGUACUACCAUCUGGCGUCCAUAUUCCCGGAGGAACAGGUGUCGGCGGCCAUGCAGUACUACCCGAACGAGACCAAUCCCCAGAAGAUUUGCGCGGCCAUCCUGAACAUGUUCUCGAAAACGUGAUCGACGUGAACGCGCGACGACGACACGUUGUCUGUUGUUCACUGCAAGUGAUUUUGUCUGACAAUAUAUAAUAUUAUAUUAGCUCUUAUCGACAAGACGGCGACACUCGAUACAAUGUAUCUGAUUAUUAGUGUUGAUUUAUUCUUAAAUCAUGUAUGAUAUUAUCUGUGUAGACUAUUAUGUUAAUUUUGUUUAAGUUUAUUUUGUAAGCCGAUAUUUUUAUAUUUCAAUGUUUUCGUUAACGUGUCAAGAUGACGACAAAUCGCGGUGUAUAAAUAAUAAAUACGAUUUAAAAUUUUUUUUUUUUUAUUA
Molecule: messenger RNA, 2861 nt
Organism: Aphis gossypii (cotton aphid)
Lineage: Eukaryota; Metazoa; Arthropoda; Insecta; Hemiptera; Aphididae
Product: probable ribonuclease ZC3H12C
Exons: 6
Coding region: 606-2549 (647 amino acids)
Cellular component (GO): cytoplasmic ribonucleoprotein granule; nucleus
Molecular function (GO): mRNA binding; metal ion binding; RNA endonuclease activity
Source: RefSeq, a predicted model, not a curated record